Molecule: messenger RNA, 4922 nt
Organism: Mauremys mutica (yellowpond turtle)
Lineage: Eukaryota; Metazoa; Chordata; Testudines; Geoemydidae
Gene: DIRAS2
Product: DIRAS family GTPase 2
Exons: 2
Coding region: 596-1195 (199 amino acids)
Biological process (GO): signal transduction
Cellular component (GO): plasma membrane
Molecular function (GO): GDP binding; GTPase activity; GTP binding
Source: RefSeq, a predicted model, not a curated record
AUUACAGAAUACUAAAUGUUUGGCGGAACUAAAAUAAUGAAAUUGCAAGACUAAUUGUACAAAUAACAUUGCAGUUGGUAAAGUGACCAGAAAAUUCCAGCCUUUAAAAACAUAUAUAUGUUCCACAGUUACUCAGUAGGUGGCACUUAAAAGCUUAGAUGAGCUUUGCAGUCGCCAUUUAGGUACCAGCAGCAGCUGAAGCUGAAGUCAGUUCAUCUCUGAGAGCAGAGAGAGUGUGUGUGUGUGUGUCUGGAGGGAGAUUGCAACCAAGCCAACAAAAGCAUUAACCACGGCCCAGGCACCCAGAGAGAGAGAGAGAGAGAGAGAGAGAGAGACUAGUAGGACCAGAACAGCAAGAGCACAGGCAGCAGAACAAGGAUCAGACAGCAACAACCAACAAGACACAAGAGAGAAGCAGCCGGCUGAGUUACAGCUCCUUCAUUUAAAAACAGACAGCUUUCUCUCGGAGAAAACCCACAACAGAAAGGCAGUAGUACUGGUACUAUGACAGGCAAAAACUGAAGAGCGUUUGACGGAGUUGUGUUCCUUCUCAGGUUUUUUUCCCCCUAGCUGAGCAUCACAUACAGUGAAAAGCAUGCCUGAGCAAAGCAAUGAUUACAGGGUGGUGGUGUUUGGAGCUGGAGGAGUUGGCAAAAGUUCCUUGGUCUUGAGGUUCGUGAAAGGCACUUUCAAAGAGAGCUACAUUCCUACCAUUGAAGACACCUACAGGCAGGUGAUCAGCUGUGAUAAGAGCAUAUGCACUUUGCAGAUUACCGACACUACAGGGAGCCAUCAGUUUCCAGCCAUGCAGCGUCUGUCUAUUUCCAAAGGACAUGCUUUCAUUUUGGUUUUUUCAAUCACCAGCCGACAGUCCUUGGAGGAACUCAAACCCAUCUAUGAACAAAUCUGUCAGAUUAAAGGGGAUGUGGAAAGCAUUCCAAUUAUGCUAGUGGGGAAUAAAAGUGAUGAAAACCAAAACCGAGAGGUGGAGAGCAGUGACGGAGAAGCCAUGGCCAAGAAGUGGAAGUGUGCCUUUAUGGAGACUUCUGCCAAGUUGAACCACAAUGUGAAAGAGCUGUUCCAAGAGCUGCUAAACCUAGAGAAACGCAGGACUGUGAGUUUACAAAUUGAUGGUAAAAAAAGCAAACAGCAGAAAAGGAAAGAGAAGCUGAAAGGCAAAUGUGUGGUCAUGUGAAAAUUGCACUGUUAUGAAGCAACCAUGUAGUCUCAUUCUUUCUGAUAGAACCCAAUGUGAAACCUAUAGACAAUGAGGAACCAUGUGAAACCCUAUUUAUUAGUAGCUGUUAUGAAAGAAUUACAAUAGAUUUUUUUAAAAGAGGAGUUUGUUAUUUCCUAUGAAAAAAACCUCCCAACAACUCAAAUCAUAGUUAGAAAGUAAAACCAAGAAUGAAAAAAGUAGGAAAGGAUUUCUAAUUUUAAAGCAAACGGAAGAAAACAAAUUAAUUCCUUAUUAACAAUAUACUGCACUAUGGAAGGAUUGGAUGCCAAUUACUUAUGUUUAUUAUGCUGUUUGCAUAUAACUGUAAUGGAAGGUGAUGUAUCUACAUAAUGCAGAUUUAGAAGAGAAAGAAAUGCCAAUGAAGAAAUCUAGAAUGUAUAAAUGCAUAUUGGAUAACUUAUCAUAGCCUUCAAGAACACUGGAGAUAACACAAAUAUUUUUCUGUACAAGUCUUGGUGCUGACUGUUCAGGGUUGGAGGGUGUGGGGAAGAAGAUAACCCUGGAGCUACCAAUUUAUGAACUAUUGUACAUUUGGGGGAAAUAAAGGGGUUAUGCAACUAAAUGUGAUAUUGAUUCUCUCCUCUUAGCAUAUUAUGUCCCUCCUUAAUAUUAUGCUGAUGAGCAGUGUUUGAACUGAAGGAUAGGGAGGGGGGAAAAUCUCCUUGGUCAGCUGGAGAUCUUUCUCUCUGGGCCCAGCUAAACCAUCAUUUCCAGGGAUAGCCUGUACCUCUGGCCCCAAGAUAUUUCUGAAGAGCAAAUACUUGCCUUUGGAGCAUGACAGUUUAUAUCAUACGGUGUGCAGAUACAAAAACAUUUCCCCCCAGGGAGACAUGCUCUGGACUCCCUCUACAAAGGCCUCUGUGGAAAUUAUUCAGUUCAAACAUUGCUGAUAAGAGCACAAUAUGAUUGGUAAAUGAACAGAUUGUCUAUGGAGUUGCAGGCAGGCGUGUGAGAGACAAAGGAGAAUGAUUGUGCUCAUAUUGCCAGAUUUGCCAAAUCAAAUUUCUGUAUAAUUACUGCAUCUGAAUUAGAAUUUUGCCUGCAUCUUAUGAUAAACAUACAGUAAACAAUUAGAUUUAUUGCCUUUAAAUUGGCAAAGGGGGUUAUAUUUAUUAUUUAAAUUUGUGGUCUGAACAACUGAGACUAUUCAGGGAACCAUAUCUGGCAGUUUUUACUUAGAGAAAACUUUUAUUGGCCCCGUCUCUAGUGGGAUUAAUAGAAGACUUGCCUAAGUAAAGACUACAGGAUUUGGCACAUUAACAGUUCAGUCAAAAAGUGAGUUACAAUGCAAUACUAGGUUCACAAUAGAGAAAACAGGUUAAGACCUUAUUUAUUUAUUUAUUUAAGAAAAACUGCUUUUUUGCAGUCCAAGAUGGAGAAAAAGUGUAUUUAAUGUGAGUUAUUUUGAAAUCUCUCCAAAGUUUUUUUUUAAUACACAACAUGAAUGAUUUGCUCUAUAUCCUACAACUAACAGAAAAACAAAGACCAUCAAAGAUGAAAAAAGCACAUUAACUUUUUUAAAGGAUAUGAAAUUUUAUAUUCUACAGUUUGCACCUUUCUGCUUUAAAACAAAAAGCGUUCACUGUAUUUUUCGCAAAUGUGUAUGUCAAAAGCAUAUUAUUGGAAAAUGCAGUCAGGUACUAGGAAAAUUAGCAUGCAUGUUACAUAAUAAAUGUCUUAUAAGACAGUUUAAAUGCAGUAUUCACUUUAGAAAUAAUUACCUUGUUGUUCUUAAAGUGAUUUAUUGUUUACCUCCUAACUUCCAAACAGAAAUGCAACCACUUACUGGAUAGCAUGGGUAGAAAAGGAUUGUUGCAGGCUAGCUGCCAGCACUGCUUUUCUCAAAGAGAGAACUUAACUGUUGUAAUUCUCUCUAGGCAAAAUCUUGACUCCACUGAAGUCAAUGGCAAAACUCUCACCGACUUUAGUGGGGCCGGGAUUUCACCCUCUGAUUUAAUUGCAAUAGAUCUAGAGAAUUGUAACUCUGCUGCUAAUUCCGAGCUCCAAGAGCUACUGAGCCAGUUUUUCUUUUUAAUCCUUAAAAUAAUCACAUAUGACUGAAUAAGGAAAAGAAACGAGAACUGGAGUGAGUAUAACAAACAGGCUUAGACUCUUCCUUCACCUUUUCAUAUUCACAUUAAAAUGAAAUUCAGGUUUCUCUAGUCAAUUGACUGUCUUAAACAAUUCCUAAACAUAUAAAGGAUUCUGGAAUUGUUUUAUAUUGCUGAGUGGAUUCUCUCUCAGACAGGCUAUUGGAAAAAAACAACAGUAUUUGAAGAACAGUGAUGUGAUGCAUUUAUCAGUGGUAUAUUUAGUGGAAAUUACAUAGAUGUUUACUAUGUUUGUAAGCCAAUCGUUUAAGUGGUUAAAGAUUCUCAUCUUCCUAAUUUUAGACUUCAUUAACAAAAAUGGAAAAUAAAAGAAUGACUAUGUUUAAGAAAUAUUGUUGCAGCCAGCAACAAAUUAAAAAAUGGGCCAUAGACAGAGCUCAACUGUGUGGUAACUGAACUCCAAUUGAUGCUAUUAGACAUUGUGAAUAUGUGUCAAAGGCACUAUUGUGUUUGACUUGUAUCUGAGAACUUUUUCUGGCAUGCUACAUUUAUAUGACAACUGUAUAGAAACAAACUAAAAAGUCACCUUAAAGACAAAGAGCCUUAUUACAAUAUUACUUACUUGCUUUUACUUUGAUGAAGUUAUUCAUCAAAGGGUAUGACUAUAUCAAUAUUAUUGGGCCAAAUACCAUCCUUGACUUCAGUGGCGAACAGAGAUUAGCAGUUCUGCAGUGAGAGUAGAAAUAAAACAUGUAAAACCUGUUUCUGUUAGGCCUAAGGAUCAUUUCCUUUGAUUCCCAGUUGAUUCCUCUCCAACAAUAUAAUAAGCCAUGAUUUAUUUCAUGCACUUGCAUGUAUUAAAGCAUAGUAUAGUAUAGAAGCAAUAUUAUUCAUGGACCACUGACUCUAAAAUAACAUAUUUUAUACCCUUGCAUUGCCAUUGCAGUUUAUAAUACUAGAAUUUUCAUAUCUGUGAGUUGGUCAAAAAUAUUUGUUUUGCUAUUACUGAUACAGAUGUUCUUUUUCUUUAUAGAACAACCAAAAAAAUAAUAAUAGGGGAAAUAAAGAGAAAAUACAGCUUUGUUAUACUUUCUGUUUUCCUUUGUAAUGUGAUACCAAUAUACAGAAGCUCUCUGAAAAUGUACAUAAACAACAGAGCAUAUUGAAUGCAGUAUUGUAAUAUUGUUGGUCCCAGGAUAUUAGAGAGACAAGGUGGGUGAGGUAAUACCUUUGAUUGGACAAAUUUCUGUGGGUGAGAACGAUAAGCUUUCGAGCUUAUACAGAGCUCUUCUUCAGAUCUGGGAAAUAUAACUCAGCUAUAAACAAAGUGGAAAAAAUUAUUUAGCAUAAGUAGUAAAUAUACAUUUCAAGGGACCCUUCAAGGUAAAAUGGCCCCUUAGCAUCCCUCCAGUCUUAGGUGGGAAAGAACAAAAGCUGUGGGAGUGGGGGGCGGAAGGUUAAGUAGGUUAUAGAUUGUUGUAAUAAGUCAUGAAGUCAGUGUCUCUACUUAGUCCAUGAUUUUUGGUAUCUAGCAAAGUUAUAAAUUUAAACUCCCAGGCUCAUCUUUUGAAGUUGUGCAGAUUUCCUUUGAGGAUGAGGACUGAGAGGUCUGAUAUACAGUGAUCGCUUUG